CAUUUCUAUUCUACUCAACAACUCAAACCUGAGAACUGAUUUGAAGUUUGUAAUGGACCCAAAGUUCAGCGGAAAGCCGAUACCCGUUAAAUUUGUAGCGGGUCGAACCGAGUUAGAGCAGAUGCCGGAUACUCCGACCCGAAUAGCACGUCACCGUCGAGCCCAAUCAGAGACAUUCUUCCGUUUCCCAGACUUCACUGAAGAUGAUGAUAUCCUCUUAGACGACGUCGUUGCUGACUUCAACUUAGAUAUCUCCUCCGAUACCCACAUGCACCAACAACAACCGGCUAAUUCAGCUGACACGUCAUCAACUGGACCCGGUUUAGUUAACCCUAGACCGGGUCUGAAUCACUUUAGGAGUCUAUCAGUUGACGCUGACUUUUUUGAUGGGUUGGAGUUUGGUGGUGGUGACGUGGCGGCGGUUGAGGAGAAGAAGGUGAUUGGUUCGGGUACGGGUUCCGGGUCGGGCUCUCGGAGGCAUAGGCAUAGUAAUUCGAUGGAUGGGUCGUUUAGUACGGCGUCGUUUGAAGGGGGUGAGUGUAGCAGUUCGGUUGCUAAGAAAGCUAUGGCGCCUGAUAGACUUGCUGAGUUGGCUUUGAUUGAUCCAAAGAGAGCUAAAAGGAUUCUUGCAAACAGACAAUCUGCUGCACGUUCGAAGGAGCGGAAAAUACGUUAUACUAGCGAACUGGAGAGAAAGGUGCAGACUCUGCAGACUGAAGCUACUACUCUAUCGGCACAAAUCACGGUUCUGCAGAGAGACAAUAGUGGAUUGACUACUGAGAACAAAGAACUCAAACUACGGUUGCAAGCUUUGGAACAAGAAGCCCAUCUUAGAGACGCUCUGAAUGAAGCUCUGAGAGAAGAACUGCAGCGACUAAAGAUAGCAGCUGCAAAUGGAAGCAGGGGCACAUAUCCACAUUUCCCUCCCCAGCCGCAGUCAUUUGUCCAAUGUGCUACCACAAGUAGCCAAAAUAUUGGUGGGCAGACCCAACCUAGCUUCAUGAACUUCAAUAACAGGGGUUGAAAAUGUCAAAAAGGCAACACAUCACUAAUGAGUAAUUAGCAUAGAGCCUUGUUGUAUAUAUUGAUAUGUAAUGAAUAGUGUUACAGACUCGGUGCAUUCUGAUCAUAUCACUUUGUACCAUUAUCAAUACUAGUUACGUGAAUGCUAUGGCAUAUAUACUUGUUUUAUAAACAGCAGUUAGAUAUCGUUCAGCAUC
Molecule: messenger RNA, 1220 nt
Organism: Lycium ferocissimum
Lineage: Eukaryota; Viridiplantae; Streptophyta; Magnoliopsida; Solanales; Solanaceae
Product: transcription factor VIP1-like
Exons: 4
Coding region: 53-1024 (323 amino acids)
Biological process (GO): regulation of DNA-templated transcription
Cellular component (GO): nucleus
Molecular function (GO): DNA-binding transcription factor activity
Source: RefSeq, a predicted model, not a curated record